Anopheles gambiae (African malaria mosquito) is the source of this 663-nucleotide messenger RNA. RefSeq lists its product as uncharacterized. The record is from RefSeq and is a predicted model, not a curated record. The coding region runs from base 49 to 435 and encodes 128 amino acids. NCBI's taxonomy places the organism in Eukaryota, Metazoa, Arthropoda, Insecta, Diptera, Culicidae. The transcript is spliced from 4 exons.
UGCGCAUAAACCUGUGCUCAGUUUCUCUUCCGAGUUUGUCGCGAUAGGAUGGCUUCGUUUUCGGUACAUUAUUCGCUUCUGCUCGUGAGCGUCUUGGCGGUGAUCGCUUUGACCAGUGCCGCAGCUAUCGAUGAUCUUCAACCGAGUGAAAUCAACCGGGGCAGUUUGGUGAGGAUCGCGAGAAGUCCACAGCAACCCCAAGGGUUCCCGAAUUUCCCCCCACCACAGUUUCCCUUCGGCAAUCCGGAAAUAGUCUCGCAAGACACGCAACAGAACAAAAACGGUUACGCGCAAACGACGAUCUACAAGUUCCCCAACGGGAUGGGUUCGUCAUCCGUGUCCACAAGUCACUCGGGUUCGUCCAAGCUGAGUGGCGUCACCUGGAGUAUGCUGGGUGCGGGCAUCACUUUACUGCUACUUAAAAUGCUGUACUAAAAGCGUUCCAAUUUUGGUGUGGAUGGAUGAUUCAUCCGGCCACAAAGUAAACUUUAAGGCUACCAUGGGUGUGAACGUUUGCAGAGCAGAGCUCAGUGGAUCGCAGUUUCUUUCGGGCUUUUUUGGCAUAGUUAUUGAAGCAGUGAUGUUUUGGAUUUUACUGAAACGAUUAAAAUGAAAAAAAAAGUUGAAAAAACAACAAUAAAGUAUUUAUAUGAUCGAGUUAAA